AUGACACAGUCUGACACUUACAAACUAUUCAUCCUAAGGCACGGACAGAGCGAAUUGAACCAUGAAAACAUAUUUUGCGGCUGGAUCGAUGCCGACCUAACAGAAAAGGGGAAGGAGCAGGCUAAGAAUGCUGCUCUUCUUAUCAAGGAGCAUUGCGCAAGCAAUUCUCUAGAUUUGCCAAGAAUAGGGUACAGUUCGAGGCUAGUGAGGACCCAAGAGACGAUCGAUGUCAUGUUGCAAACAUUCGGCAUUAAGAAGGCUAUUUACAAAAUCGUUAGCCAUGGUAACCCUGUAGAUAACGACAGUAACGGAUUUGCAGGACAUGAGGCUGUUGUUUAUCAAACAUGGAGAUUGAAUGAACGUCACUAUGGAGCUUGGCAAGGCCAAAGGAAGCCAGAUAUUUUGAAAGAAUACGGCAAAGAGCAUUAUAUGUUCAUCAGGAGAGACUAUAAUGGUAGGCCACCUGCGGCUGAUUUGACUCGAGAAAUGGUCCAAGAAGUUAAUGACAAGGGCUCUUUGACGGGCUACGAUUUCAAAGAGCCCAACAGGCACAUCAAGUAUAAACCUGAGGAAGAUGCAGGUGAAGUUCUGCCUAGUAACGAAUCUCUCUGUGAUGUGGUUAAGCGGUUGGAAAGAUUUUUGAGCGAAGCAAUUGUGGCGAAACUGAACAGCAACAAUUCUGCAGCAUUGAUAGUAGCACACGGAAGUUCAGUUCGUUCGAUAUUAAAGAUUCUGGAAGAUAUAUCAGAUGACGAAAUUAAAGAUGUUGAGAUACCAAAUGCUAUUCCAAUCGUUGUUGAGCUUGACAAGAAAACCAAAAAAUUUGUACGCAAGUAUUACUUGGACCCAGAACUUGCCAAGAUCAAUGCUGAGAGAGUGCGUAAUGAGGGGUUUGAGAAAUAUGACAAAUGA
Molecule: messenger RNA, 912 nt
Organism: Lachancea nothofagi CBS 11611
Lineage: Eukaryota; Fungi; Ascomycota; Saccharomycetes; Saccharomycetales; Saccharomycetaceae
Source: the annotation of a GenBank genome assembly